CGGUAACCUUCCGGGGGAAGAACAAAUCCUCCGGACGGUAAAACAGAAAAAUCAGCGACACCUGCAGAGAUCAGCGGCCGAUUUUUAGCGUCUAAUCCCGGAUCAAUCACCUGUAAACACCGGGGGAGGGGCCCGCUCCUCUCGGGUGCAGCCGUGUAGCGAUGGUGUUCGCCUCUUCAAACUCUGUCAGUGUGAACCCCUCCCUGUACUCUCCCUAUCUCACCUAUCAGAUGUCCGUCUUUUCUGAGAGGGAGAACGCGACUGUCCUGGCAACCUUACCCACAACGCCCCUCUGCAGCCUCCAGGGCAACAGCACCGCCGCCGCCGAUGAGUUAACGUCAGGCGAGGUCGCCGUCCUGAGUCUGGUGUUCGGGGUCCUCUGGUUGAUCUCCAUCUUGGGAAAUGCGCUUGUCUGUUUGGUCAUCCACCGCAGCCGCCGGACUCAGUCGACCACCAACUACUUUGUGGUGUCGAUGGCGUGCGCCGACCUGCUGAUGAGCCUCGGCUGGGCGCCAUUCAUCCUCCUGCAGGUCGCGUCGGGUGGAUGGCCGCUGAGCACAGCUGCCUGCAAGGCAGUGCGAUACCUGCAGCACCUUUGCCCCGGCGUGCAGGUGUACGUCCUGCUGAGCAUCUCCGUGGACCGGUUCUACACCAUCCUGUACCCGCUCAGCUUCAAGGUGUCCCGGGAGAAAGCCAAGAAGAUGAUCGCGGCCUCGUGGCUGUUCGACGCCGCCUUCGUGUCGCCCUGCCUCUUCUUCUACGGCUCCACCGACAGCCGGCACUGUGACUUUUUCCUCCCGGACAGCUGGGGUGGUUUAGCUUACGCUGCGGUGCACCUGCUGUUUGGUUUCCUGGUUCCCGUGGCGCUGAUCGUGUCGUUCUACCAACGGGUGGUGCGCUACAUCUGGAGGAUCAGCGCCGACGGACACACAGUUCGCCGCACGAUGAACAUCGUCCCGCGGACUAAAGUCAAGACCAUCAAGAUGUUCCUGAUGCUGAACUCGGUGUUCUUCCUCACCUGGACGCCCUUCUAUGUUGCCCAGCUGUGGCACCCGAGGGAGUCUGACGGACCAAGUCGGCAGGGGCUGCUCUUCUUCACCGCAAUCGCCUGGAUCUCCUUCAGCUCCACGGCAUCCAAACCCACACUUUACUCCGUCUACAACGCCAACUUCAGGAGGGGCAUGAGGGAGACCUUCUGCAUGUCCUCCAUGAAGUGCUACCGCAGUAACGCCUACACCAUCACCGCCAGCUCCCGGGUUGCCAAGAAGAACUACAUCGGGGUGGUGGAGAUCCCCGUGCAGGCCAAGACGGUCGGCAAGGACUCGGUGUACGAUGCAUUCGGCCGAGAGGCGAAGGGGAAGAAGGUCGCCUGGAGCACGAACGCCAACCCCCCCAACACUUUUGUGUAAAAAAGGAACUUUUGACCCUCCUGUCCUGGUCGUUCCUCCGCCUGACUUUCUGUUCCCAGUCAGAUUUACCUGAAUCAUCACCACAUGUCAUUAAAACCCUUUAAUGUGAACAAUGUCGUAGAUACUGGUUCCCAUGAAGAACUGCAGCAGAAGUACAAAGAAUAGACGCUGAAAAUGUGUUUCUAAAUGAACCCUUUGUUGAUUUGUGGUUUGAGGCAGUUGAAUGUAAAACACAACCUUUAUUUAUAAUGAAAGUAGUAACAGCCGACAGGAGGGUUAACAACAUCAGUGUUGGCGGGUAGAGCUAGCUCAGGGCUAACGUGUUGACCCUGCGUUCGGCUACGACAGAUUUGAGUUUUUAUAAAGGGCUUUUUCUCUGGCCAUUUUAGGGGCGAACAGCUGGCCUUUUUUAUACUUCAGAUACUAACCUCUAUUUAUUUCCGUGCUGUUUUUUGACGGGUUGUUUUUUCUGCAUCAGAUUUGUGUUUCCGUCCGAUGUCCUCUCUCAGUGUUGUAUCUGAUUUCCUGCCGUAAGGUCUGUGGUAGAAGCUAACGUUAUUGGUGGCUACUAGCCGUUUGUGGACAUUAUCUGCUAAGCUACAUUAGGGGGGGAUCUCCAGUCUGUCUCGAUGGUUGUUGUCUAAUAAAGACUCAUGGAGAAGAGAGCUGUG
Molecule: messenger RNA, 2080 nt
Organism: Eleginops maclovinus (Patagonian blennie)
Lineage: Eukaryota; Metazoa; Chordata; Actinopteri; Perciformes; Eleginopidae
Gene: gpr19
Product: G protein-coupled receptor 19
Exons: 2
Coding region: 162-1409 (415 amino acids)
Biological process (GO): G protein-coupled receptor signaling pathway
Cellular component (GO): plasma membrane
Molecular function (GO): G protein-coupled receptor activity
Source: RefSeq, a predicted model, not a curated record